CCAUUAAAAGCAUACAAUCAAAGAGAAUGAGUAAUUCGAUUUUGCUCUUCUUUUUCCUUUCCUUAUUCUUCAUCUCUUCUACGUCUUCCUCUUCAUCUUCUGUCAACACCACUCAUAAAUGCUCUGUCCAACAGACACAUGCUUUACUUAUGUUUAAACAAAACCUAUCCUCUAUCAAUGAUACUAGUUAUCACUGUUCUGGUGAUAAUCCAGUUAUGAUUAACUGGAACACAAGUACAGAUUGUUGUCAUUGGAAUGGAGUCACUUGUGACCACUCCACUGGUGAUGUUAUCGGUCUUGAUCUGAGCUGUGGCAUGCUGCAAGGUACUAUCCACCCUAACACCACUCUUUUUCACCUCCCCCGUCUCCAAAAACUCAACCUUGCUUUCAAUGAUUUUACUGAUUCCCAACUUCCACCUACCAUGGGCAGGCUUUCUAAUAGUCUCACACAUCUCAACAUCUCCUUUUGUUGGUUUACUGGUCAAGUCCCCACAGAUAUUUCACACCUUCAUAAAUUGUUGUCCCUUGAUCUCUCUAUGAAUGACAUUAAUUUUGAACCUCAUGUUUUCAUCAAUCUGCUUCAAAACUUAACUAUGAUGAAAGAACUAUCUCUUAAAGGUGUUCAGAUCUCUUCAGUUUUACCUGCUAAUCUUAAUAUCUCUUCUUCUUUAAAAUUACUAAAUCUUCAAUUAACUGGAUUGCAAGGAAACCUACCUCACACCAUUUUCAAUCUUCAAUCUUUGGAAAAACUCGCCUUGUCACAUAACGGGUUGACAGGGCAUAUCCCUUCAGAGAUCUCACUUCUUCCUAAAUUGGUUGAGCUUGAUCUCUCUUGGAGUGGGAAUAUGCUGAUUCAACCUCAUAUUUUCAGUAGUCUCCUUAUGAAUUCUACUUUUUUGAUAGAUCUUAGGCUUUCUGGAGUUAAUAUAGGUUUCGUUUUACCCACUUAUCUUAAUAUAUCUUCUUCUCUGAGAUCACUCGUUCUUGACUUCACCGGCUUGCAAGGGAAGUUACCAGAUAACAUCUUUAAUCUUAAAUAUUUGGAAGACCUUGACUUGUCAGGGAACAAUAAUCUCCCUGUUCCAUUUCCUAAGAUUAACAUAAGCACUAACGCACCUCUAUACUCAUUACGUCUCUCAUAUAGUGGUUUGAAUGGGUCCCUUCCCAAAUCCCUAGGUAACCUUAAAUACCUUGAACAUUUAGAUGUAUCAAAUAACAUGCUUUCUGGAACACUGCCUUCUUCAUUGUUUACUCUUCCUUCUUUACAAGAUAUAAGGCUCAGUAAUAACAAGUUCCAAGGAAAUUUGCCACUCGAGUUGUUUUCUCUUCAAUCUUUAAAAAGAUUAUCCGUUGCUAACAACCAACUAACCGGCCAGAUCGAUGUGCUUGACAAUGGCCCCGACCCGCAAACAUUUCGACAACUUACCAACCUCACUGAGAUAGACCUUUCAUAUAAUAGUUUUAGAGGUGAUUGGGAGUUGGAUGCAUUGUUAUCAAGCCUCACAAACCUUGACACACUCAUUUUGUCACACAGUGGUAUAUCUGUUACAACCAGUAAUGCCAAUCAUUAUGUCAACCCUGAAUUUGAGGUGUUAAGUUUGGGCUCUUGCAGUCUAAAGGUGUUUCCAGUGUCCUUUCAAGCCAUGACAAAUCUUAUACAUUUAGAUCUGUCUAACAAUGAUAUACAGGGACACAUUCCUGACUCCAUUCGAGCCAUGACAGAUCUUAUGCACUUAGAUCUGUCUAACAAUGAUAUACAGGGACACAUUCCUGACUGGAUAGGGGAGAUAGGAAAUCAGUUGUCAAUUUUGGAUCUUUCAAAUAAUUCAAUAACCGGCACCAUUCCAAAUGUAUACCAGGACUGGAGUGAAUUGAAGGGGUUUAUUUUGAAAGAAAAUCAGUUACAAGGAAGGGUGCCCAUUUCUUUGUAUAAAUGUCAAAAGUUGAUAAUAAUUGAUUUGGGAAACAACAAGUUAAAUGACACAUUCCCUGGCUGGUUAGGAGAUCUUCCUAAAUUACAGGGUCUUUUCCUCAGAUCAAACAGUUUUCAUGGUGGCAUUGUAACUUCUUCGAAGUUAAAAUUCCCAUUUCCAAGUCUGCAAGUUCUUGACUUAUCUCAUAAUGGGUUUGUAGGCCACCUCCCUACAAAAUAUUUGCAGAAUCUCAAUGCCAAGAAGAAUGUGGUAAGAAAUAACACAGAACCAGACUAUGUGUCAGGAUAUGAUGAUUCCAUUUAUUAUUUUACUAUAACUAUUGUGGUGAAAGGCGUGGAUCGAUAUUUUUUACGGCUUCUGGUUGACUACGUAAUUGUUGAUCUAUCAGACAAUAAAUUUGAAGGGGAGAUUCCAAACAUCCUUGGAUAUCUGAAAUCUUUGAAAGCACUCAACUUGUCCCACAACAGCCUAACAGGUCGAAUCCCAAAUGCUCUUGGGAAAUUAUCAGAAAUUGAAUCGUUAGACCUGUCUUGGAACAACCUCACAGGAGAGAUUCCACAAAGCCUUGCUGACUUGACAUUUCUGGAGAUCUUAAAUCUUUCACAUAACCAUCUCGUGGGCCGCAUUCCACAAGGAAAGCAGUUCAACACAUUUGAUGGGAGUUCAUUUGGUGGGAAUCUAAAACUCUGUGGACUUCCGUUGCCCAAAAAGUGCAGCGAGAGCCUAGAGGAACAACAACUUGAAGCAGACGGAUAUGAGGAAGAGGAGCAUGGAUUUACAUGGAAAGUGGUGAUGAUGGGAUAUGGAUGUGGAGCCUUACUUGGAAUCGUGUUGGGAUAUCUCAUGUUAUCAACUGGAAGACCAAAAUGGUUCAAUGAAAUUGCUGAUGCUGCAGAGCAUAUGAUCUUAAAUAGGCAAAACAAGAGAAGAUAGUAUAAUUAGUUCAUGAAUGAGAAAGAGCUUUAGGGUGCAGCUAUGUUGGAUAUCAAUCCCUUGAUCGUACCUUUCUCGUUAUGGGCUGCAUUAGUAUUAAACUUAUGUUAUAUUAUUUAUUAAACUUACGGGUCAAAACAAUUAAGUAUGUUAUUAUGUUUGGGCCGAACUACUUUGACAAGCCCGUGUCAUAAGUAAGUGUCGGGUCUAGGUUUAACAGUUGUGUUGUUUCUGAAUCGUUGUGUCAGUUGGCAAACAUGACGGUUCAUGAAGCAUAUAUCGGUUUGUAUUGUGUCGAAAAAACUACUCAUCAUUUGAUCAAACCUUGUUCUUUCUCCUCUAAAUCUUUAUGCAUUUAUUUCGAUUUCACAAUCA
Molecule: messenger RNA, 3242 nt
Organism: Helianthus annuus (common sunflower)
Lineage: Eukaryota; Viridiplantae; Streptophyta; Magnoliopsida; Asterales; Asteraceae
Product: receptor-like protein Cf-9 homolog
Exons: 2
Coding region: 27-2867 (946 amino acids)
Molecular function (GO): protein binding
Source: RefSeq, a predicted model, not a curated record